AUGAAGGCACCUCUCCUGCUCUGGAUGCUGCCCUGGCUGCUCAUCUGCAAGUUCCUCUACAGGGUGGACGACUUUACCGAAUCGGACGUUUUCUACAAUGGUGUGGACUAUAAUCCCGAGGAAUACAUUGACUCCUUUACGGAUUUCCAGAAGCACGACUAUUUUCAGUAUUAA
This is a messenger RNA of Drosophila kikkawai, 174 nucleotides long. It is a transcript of the gene ng4, whose product is annotated as new glue 4. The record is from RefSeq and is a predicted model, not a curated record. Lineage: Eukaryota; Metazoa; Arthropoda; Insecta; Diptera; Drosophilidae.